ACGGGCAUGCACGUUUGUCAAACGCGUUCUGACCUGAAAUUCGAUUGGCUAGUUGUCGCACUUGCAGCAAUUUUCAGGGUGUGUCAAGAUAGCACGAUCAGAUCGAAACUUCUUUCAUGUGAAGAGUGACAACAAUGCACGGAGUAUUUUUGGUUUGGUUUGGUUUCAUCGAUAAGUAGUCCCACGUCAAACGUGACGUUCUAACCACCCUUGAUCCAACAUUUCGCACCUAUCGAAGAUGAUUCCUUCCAAAGGACGGUUAUUCACUCCGCUAUGAUUCACCACCGAGAAGAGGAAAAGAAACAUAACCGUAUGGUAAAAUUCCCCUGAGCUAGACUCAUCAUCACCAGACAUUGUUGUCGUUGACACCUUCAAUUAGCACCUGGCAGGACUCAAAUCACCGUCCCACUAUAAAGAUCUUGGUUGUUGACAGCCCCGGCCACAGUCUUCCAAUCGAAGUGACACCAUUCAAAGUGGGACGAGAUAACCAGCAGAAAAAAAAUGUUCAAAGUGCUGAUCACCCUAUUUUUCGCGGUUCUGAUUGGACUGGCCGCGGCCGCGCCCCAUUACGGUGGCGGAGGAGGAGCAGUGAUCGUCGGAGGUGCCCCGGUGAUCGUGCGACCUGCAAUUCGACGACCUCCGGUUUUGCUGCGAAGACCCGUGGUUGUUCAGCGGGUUGUUCAACCUGUUGCAGUGGUUCGCCCAAUCGCCGCUCCGGCGGUUCUUUUGGGAUAAAAAUUUUGUGUUAGUUGGGCAAACUUUUAAAUAAAAUAAUCAAAUAUCUAAUGAUAAUGAUAACAAACGAUGAAAAACGUUGCUUUUAUUGAUACUUUUGAUUUUUUUGAUUUGAUUGAUUUUUUAUUCGGUAGGAAAAGCCAUCAAAGCAGUAGCACCAAAAACCUACAUCUUUUUAAUACAAUAUACAAUACAUUUUAGUGUUUACAAUUAACUUUUAAAUAUCCGGUCAAACUCCAUUGGUUUACACCUGUGAAGGAGUUUGGAUGAAAUCACUUUGUUGAGUUUAUUUUUGAGCUGUCCUCUUUGUAGAAGUGAUAAUUGCAGUUAAUUAACGUUGAUGACUGUCAAUAAAUCGACUAGAAAACGUCGUCGAACUCCUCAAGAUCUUCAGUCUUCCAAAAAGUCUUCAACAUCAACCAUGAAAUCAACUCUACUCCUACCAAUCCUGUUGAUCUCCGUGGUGGUGGCCUUCCCCCACGACAAGGAUGACCGACGUCCACAAACUGUGGUGGUCACUCCCGGUGGCAACAACGGGAUUCGAGGUCAGCAGCAGCAGCCCCAGGUGGUGGUGGUGAAGCAGGGUCCGGGAUCGGUUGGAGGUCGUCCACCAGCGACUGUGGUCGUGCAGAACCAGAAGCCCCUGCAGCAGCAGCAAAAGCGAACGGUUGUUGUCGUCCAGCAACCCGGUUCUAAGAAGCAUUUCCAGCAGUAACAGCGGACGGUUGUUGUUGUCCAAAACGGAGAUAGACCGCGUCAUUGAGUUUAUGAUUAGGUUUAGAGAGAGUUUAAAAGCG
Messenger RNA from Culex pipiens pallens (northern house mosquito), 1532 nucleotides. RefSeq lists its product as uncharacterized. The record is from RefSeq and is a predicted model, not a curated record. The transcript has 3 exons. Lineage: Eukaryota; Metazoa; Arthropoda; Insecta; Diptera; Culicidae. Bases 1076 to 1450 code for a protein of 124 amino acids.